AUGAGCGUGUACUCGCCUAGCGGUGGGAAUUAUACCGAAUACUUUCCUCUCAACUCAUUCAGCGAAAACUGCUUAACACUCAAUGUUUGGGCACCUUCUAGCUCCGAGACGAAAUUACCGGUCAUCGUAUGGUUUUUUGGUGGAGGCUUCGUUCAAGGAGGAACAAAUUCCCCAUAUUUCAACCCUCAAGCCUGGGUACAACGAACACAAAAGCAUAUCAUGGUCACCGUCAACUUCAGAUCAAACAUAUUUGGCUUCCCUAACGCUAUGGGCUUGAUGAAGCAGAAUCUUGGCCUGCUUGACCAGCGUCUCGCUCUUGAAUGGGUUCGAGACAAUAUUGCCAAUUUUGGCGGAAACCCAGCGAAAAUCGUUGGUUGGGGUGAGAGCGGAGGAGCAGAGGCUGUUGACUAUCUUAACUUUGCAUAUCCUUCCGAUCCAAUCUACAGCGGCACGAUCCUUGAUUCUGCCACUGCUCUCUUCCCUCGAGCAGGAGGCCGAACAUUCGAUACAGCUCAAACAAACUUCACUGCUGUUGCAGCUGCUCUUGGUUGUCAUAGCACAAGUUCAGAGAUCAACUGCCUGAGGGGUGUAACGUGGCAGGCUAUCGAAGCCGUCCUCUCAGCAGAUCCAACCCUUAAAUUCCUGCCCAUUGUCGACAAUGUCACCGUUUUUCAAAACUACAGCGACCGCUACGCAAUCAAUGCCAUAUCCUCGGUCCCCGCCCUCAUCGGCACGAACCUGCAUGAAUUCAACGAAGGAAUCCCCACUCCUCUCAGCCCUACAUUCAACCAAUCCGCCUCCGAUAAGAACACAAUUGAGAUUUUCCUUUGCACGGCGGCGCUCACAUCCCAAGCCCGUCAAAGCCACUCCCUCACCACAUACAGAUACCGGUAUGACGGCAACUUCUCUAAUAUAUCGCCGUCUAAAUAUUCCGGCGCAUAUCAUGCUGCCGAGCUGCCGCUGAUAUUCGGGACAGCAGGUGAUUUUCAUGGAGUAUCUACUGCAUAUGAAAACGCUGUGAGCAGAAGUAUGCAAGACCUUUGGCUUGACUUUGCACGAGAUCCAGAGUAUGGCCUACGCAUAUCGGGUUGGGGAACCUACGACCAGGGUAAAGCUGUAAUACUUGGCGAUGAAGAUGAGCCGGUUAAGGGUAUUGAUGUCUCUCAGCUCGAUGGAGUUUGUGAUAUACUUCCAGUUGUUAUUUAA
Molecule: messenger RNA, 1206 nt
Organism: Truncatella angustata
Lineage: Eukaryota; Fungi; Ascomycota; Sordariomycetes; Amphisphaeriales; Sporocadaceae
Product: Alpha/Beta hydrolase protein
Exons: 1
Coding region: 1-1206 (401 amino acids)
Source: RefSeq, a predicted model, not a curated record